AUGGUUUCCGAUAUGAUGGUGCUCGACGAUGUUCCGCCGCUGGGGAUGGACGCAAGUGUCUCGUACUGGAUAGAGGCCGUGCGAAAAGUCCUUCGACAGGAGGGGCACGAAACAGCUUUUGAGAAUAUAUCCGCACACGAAACCGGCGGGUACAUCGCCGAACGCCGACCACGGAUCGCAGGCAUCCUCUUGCGACUGCUGCCCCACGCGGAGGGAGACACGCCUCGGGUUGUCGUGGUAAAACACGGGCAGAUAGUCACGCUUAGCAGGUCUGAGCGAGAGCCAGAGAUCCACCCAAAGGAGUUUGUGGAGGAUAGGAUGGAAAUCGACGAGAUCGUGAGCGAACAUCCGGUUACACCGCAAAAAGUCGGAAGGGUUUCUUUGCCUGCUGGCGCCACGGCUCUGAACUUGCAAGUCGCGCUGAAUGGAAAUGCCUAUUGCCGGCCCGCAAACGCCGAUGCCGAUUUCCAGUAUUCAGUCAUCCUUCUAGACAGCCCUCUGGACAGAUCUGCUCUCUUGAAUCUCGAAACCUCCCUUUGGGUGUGGUUCGAUGCCGAAACAUGUGCGGCUGGAUUGGAUUCGGGCCCGGUCGACCUUGGAGGUGUACUGCAGAGCAUACGUCGCCGACGGCACGAAACGUCGUACAGCAACUCCGAGGAUCUCUCUUUCGCCAGUGGAUCCGCGUGGGAACAAACAGGUAUGGAAGAGUCGCGGUAUCGCCAACUACCGUUGUUGUUGCAAGGCGGAGCCGGACCUUCCCAGAGCCCGGGACCAAAAAUAAAGAUCGAUGGCGCACCACCCCCGGUACCGCCGGGCCACCCUCAAACGAUGCCGCAUUUCCAUGGUCCACUGCGCUGGCGCCACAGUUUCGACAUCACAUGGGAAGCCAAAAACCUGCCGAAUGAACAUGACGCUGUCACACGGGUCGUCCGCGACCCGACCAUCUUCCAGAAAAUCCUCCGGGAGGCCGAUUUCACACAGGCACGGGUGGAUGACCGCACGAAGAAAUUCGGCGAAUGGAAGCUCGACGAGUAUCUCAACCAACCUAUAGAAUUCGACGUCGAGGUGGCUUUCCACCCGACCAAUCCCAGGGCCUUCGAGAUCUACAAGCAUCUCUACCACGCCGAAGAUAAAGACGACAGCGGUCUUUCACCCAAGGCGCUGGUCUCGAGUGCUAUCGGCGAACACAUAUACCACCAGAUGUUCGAGCCGUUCCGUCGAGAACCGUACAAAUGCGACAUCGCUGUGAUCGGCCGGCACGAGUUCAUGUCGGGUCACCUCAAUCUGAGGUUUCUCACCGGAGCACGUCCGGAACCUCUGCUGCAUUAUAAAACCGCCGAUAGGGUGGAUACGAGGCCCGAUCUGCACAUUGAGGAGCUCCGGAAUAACCGCUUCUGGGCCUUUUACAUGCACAACACUGGAGAGUGUGUGUAUGCGAUCGACCAGGAAACCACGAUAUAUUUCGAAGACACCGACGGCGUCAAGUUAGCCGCGGUCUCCGUCUUCGACCUAAGGAAGAAACAGAAGUUGCCAGGCCCCGGACUGGGCGAAUACGAGGCGAAAUUGUUCGAGCACAUUCCCAACGACUUGCUGAAACUCGAACCGAAACUGUGGACCCGCUUGACAAAAACCGGAAUCACAAAAAGCGAGAUGUACUACUACAUCCGGGAGGAGGAAGAACUGUACAGAAAGUUUAGCGUCACCAGGCCGAGGAAAUACUACGCUCUCAAGAACGAGGCCGAUCUCAGAGUGCUCGAGUACAAGGCUCGUUCCGCUGCGGAAUCGAGUCGAACACCCGACAGAGUCCACAUUGUGAUCUCAGAACUCCCUGCUACGUGGGAAGAAGAGAUGAUCACGCAUGACUUCCCCCAAAGGAGAGGCGAGAUUAAUAAUCACUGGUGGCUUAUGAUCUAUGACAGGACAACCGCAACCCUAUGGGACCACAACACACGUAUGCCCAAAGAGAGGAUACAAAUACGGCGGCUCGAGGUGAACCUGCAGUGGCUCAGCCGUCUGCACAACCUUGGUAUGCCCGCAAAGAUCAAAGUCAGGCAAGCGCACUCCUACCCACAGGAAGACGAUUAUAGUUGUGGGAUUCUCGCAAUCCAUACCCUGUGGAUGUUCCAUCUUGACCGUGAUGCGGCGCUCCGUGGUCAAGAGACUUUGGGGGAGAUAGACCCGAAGAGACAGUUCAAGGACGCAGCAAGUUUACGUUACACGAGCCUAGGUUUCGAAGCUAGGUCCGACAGAAAGUUCCGACAAAUGCUGAACCAAAUCUGCCAUGUCAGUCAGGAACUCAGAAGCGGGGAUUGGCACAUCAAACAGCGUGGGCGCACGGAGACCAUCCCACACACGGAGAUUCUUCGCAAUUGGUGCCCGCAGAAGUAUUUCCUUGAUCCCGCACAAACCAAUGUCGAGGAGGAGGAGGAGGGACGUAUAUUGUCUUAUAAACACCCGGAUUUUUCCGAGUGGGUCCAAUGGUUCCAAGAUUGCAAUGUCAUGGCUUUGAACCUGAUACACGGCAACCACAACAACGCGCUCGAACGCAUACGAUACCACUUGGAUCACGCUGGAGGCGUUUUAUUUUCUUUCAAAGAGCAUCCCGAUCUGAUCCUAAAACCGGCAACACAAUGCAAGGGCAAAUCGUGUCCUCACUUGAUCGAUAUUAUUCCCGUGCCCGUGAACUGCCAGGUCAUCUUGCAACCUUACGAGCCACAGACGGAGGAUAAGAAUGCAACAGUCAAGCAAAUGGCCGACCGUCGUAUUACUGCAUUGUGUACGCAGAACGACAAGGUCAUGAUUUGUCACUCGAUCGAUGGGUUUUUCUCGAGAACGAGCUUCAAUCCUAGAGAAGACAACCAGACACUAUUAGAGUUCAACGGGUACCCCUUGACCAGUGAAGAAGAAGUCGAGCAUGAGUUCCGAACGCUCAAGCUUCCAGAAUUUGGAUACUUCCAAGUCGGCGAUGACAAGUGGGGUUUUGUGACGCGGAAAGUUCCCGAUCGCAGGGUCCCCAAGCGGUGCCUUGAGAUCGAGCCGAAGAAGGUUUCGGGACACCUCAUGUGCGACACCAUCAUCAGCAGAUACCUCUCGUACGAGUUCCCACCCUCAUACAUCGGGGUUUCCCACUGGAGGGGUCAUCUGGAUCGCUUUCUGUACGCGACCACCGACUACCCACGAUAUCCCUACGAUGGAACCCGAAUCAAGCCUCUAUCUGAGACCCGGAGAAAGCCUCUAUCGACUGGGAUCGAAACGCCGAUGACGGUCCCCGAAGAAAACUGGACCGCAGAUGAUAUAAAUGUUAGCGGCGACGAGACUUUCGGGAACAGCAGCGGCAACGAAUCUUUCGGGAACGCCAGCGACGACGAGUCUUUUGGGAACGCCAGCGUCGAGAGCGCCAGUGACAACUCAUCCUGGAGUGAAACCACGCCGGACGACACGGCUAAGCCACGCUACUUCCGGGGCAACGCCACGGCGGUCAUAGAACCCAAAAGUGUCUCAAGCUUCAACUGGAACCACGUGCGUGGCACCCACCCUGAUGUCGCGGACAGAACAGCCAUGGGAUAUAUCCUUGAGCGAUACCGCCAGCGGGCGAACCGCCGGCAGGACGCCGUGGUGCCCAAGCGGCGCAAGCUCAACGCCUUCUGGGAGCCCAGGGAGCACGACGACGCCUCGUCAUCGGAGAACUCAGUCGACUACCAGCUCGAAAUCUACAUGCCGUCCGGAGUGCGGCCCCGGAGGCGACUCCGUCGCGAUCCGGACUUUGACGGGCCCAAGAAUGAGGCGCCGUUCAUGUACGAUCUGACGUCGUCGGACGACGACGAAUCGAACUUGCUCGAUCCUAGUGGCCAGACGAGAAAGAGACGCAGAGCAGAUAGGGCCACGAAGUGGUCGACGAGCCGCGCUUACGAAAGAAACGUUGGUGUCCUGGACACGGUUUUGAGGGCGGGGUGGAAGCCCGAGAAACCGUUUAUAGUGGACGAUCCGCGGCCGGGGGAUCCUGGUGGGCAACGCGGAAAAGGGCCUAAGAAGCCACAGAGGCCGCAAAAAGGUAUACGGAAGACUGGUGAAAGAGCUGUGUGUAUAGGGGAGAAGCCGACAAAACCGACGAUCAAGACGGGACGUCGAAGAGCUGAUGCAUCAGAUGGGGAAGAUGGGGAAGAUGGGGAAGAUGGGGAAGAUGUGGAUGUGACGGAGGAAGCGGAGGCGGCGGCGAAGAAGAAAGAGGAGGAGGAGAAGAAGAAGGCUGAGGAAGCGGCAAAGAAGAAGGCUGAGGAAGCGGCAAAGAAGAAGGCUGAGGAAGCGGCGAAGAAGAAGGCUGGGGAAGCGGCGAAGAAGAAAGAGGAGAAGGAAAAGAAGGAGGCGGCAGCGGCGGCGGCGACAGUAGCGAAAACCGCGGCGGAGACGGCGGCAAACGCGUCCACGGAGGCGGAAGCAGCGGCGAAAGCGGCGGGGGCAGCCGCGACGAAAAAGAAGGAUAAGACCGCGAAAGCAGCGGCGUUGGCAGCGGCGAACAAGGCGAGAGCCGAAGCGACGGCAGCGAAGAAAGCGGCAACGGCCGCUGCCAAAGCCGCGGCAGAUGCGGCGAGAGCGGCGGAGGCAGGAAAUGUCGAGGCGGCGGAGGCAGCGGCAGAAUUUGCAGAGAAUCAGGCGGAAAUUGCCACGCAGGCGGCUACCAAUGCACAAGAAAUCGCCGAGACAGCGCAGAAGCCGGAAGUGAAGCCAAAGGGGACAAAAGAAACUCCGGAGGCGCGGAAGCAGAGACUAGCAGACGAGAAGAGUGAACAGGAGAGACAGAGGCUGGCCGCUAAUGGUGAGGAAGUCGACCUCCACAACCAAUCCACUUGGAAAGAGCAUAAAAACAGCACAUUCAAGUUUUGCCCAGGUGACUAA
Tricharina praecox is the source of this 4893-nucleotide messenger RNA. RefSeq lists its product as uncharacterized. Lineage: Eukaryota; Fungi; Ascomycota; Pezizomycetes; Pezizales; Pyronemataceae. The transcript has 5 exons. Bases 1 to 4893 code for a protein of 1630 amino acids. The record is from RefSeq and is a predicted model, not a curated record.